Molecule: messenger RNA, 357 nt
Organism: Acaulospora colombiana
Lineage: Eukaryota; Fungi; Glomeromycota; Glomeromycetes; Diversisporales; Acaulosporaceae
Source: the annotation of a GenBank genome assembly
AUGCCUGCGAUGGCCGCGACGAACACUAUCCAUGUAAUCUCCACUCAAGAAGCCUGUAACAUCGAUGGUAAUGACAAUAAGACGACACAAAACGAUAGCGAGCAUGAAAAGGAUUCACGAAAUACGUGGGUGAUCAAGAAUUUUGAACUAAAAGAAAGUAAUUCAAGCUCAGAUCCAACAAUAAAGGAAAAGGAAGAUUCAGAGGUAUUAAAUAACGAAAGAAUGCAUUCGAUUACGAGCACGGAAAGUUUAAAUUCAAUAGCGCAGAGUAGGGCAAGUCAAUCGACCAUAGUGAAUCCAAUAAGGCUGUCAUCGGAUUUAACAAUAACCGUGACCGAAGUUUCCAAUUACGAUUGA